Messenger RNA from Neopsephotus bourkii (Bourke's parrot), 1928 nucleotides. RefSeq names its product proline rich nuclear receptor coactivator 2 (gene PNRC2). NCBI's taxonomy places the organism in Eukaryota, Metazoa, Chordata, Aves, Psittaciformes, Psittacidae. The transcript is spliced from 3 exons. The record is from RefSeq and is a predicted model, not a curated record. Bases 372 to 794 code for a protein of 140 amino acids. Gene Ontology annotation, biological process: nuclear-transcribed mRNA catabolic process, nonsense-mediated decay. Gene Ontology annotation, cellular component: nucleus; P-body.
GAGGGGCAGCAGUGUGUGAUAGCAGGGCGGUCUGGGCUAAGCUUUGCUGCGGGGUGCCGGAGAGUGGCGGCGGAGGAGCUGCGGGUCCGGUUUCUGCAGGAACGCGAGUGUGUCUGUGCUUGUGGGCGAACGAAACAAACAGAAGUCGUGGGACUUCUCCCUUGGAGUGCCUGUGCCGAGAAUCCGAUGUUGGGCUCGGCUCCCUGGCUGAAUACAGCGGAUCAGCCCAUGAACACUUCUGUCCCGAGCCAAAGGAAGGAGUCCAGCAAAAGGCAGCACCUCCGCUUUCAGGCUUGGAAGCAAGAAAGGGGGCAAGGCUUGGAGAGUGGGGAAUCAGGGAAGACAACUGAAAGGUGACAUUUAAGUUGAAGAUGGGUGGUGGAGAAAGAUUCAACAUUCCAGUUCCCCAAUCUAGAAAUCCCACCAAGAGCCAUCAACAACUUAAAAACAGGCAGAAGAAUAAAGACCAGAAUUCGCAGAUGAAGACCUAUAUGAAGAAAGAAAGAGGGCAUGGAUGCAACUCCUCGGCUGGUGCAUGGCAGGCCAUGCAGAAAGGGGGAAAGAACAAUGUUCAUUUCCCCAAGAAUCAGAAGUGGAGCCCGAAUUUGUCGAAUCACAACCUGUUCUUCACACCUCAACCCAACCAGAACUACGCCGGAGCAAAAUUCAGCGAGCCGCCCUCGCCCAGUGUCCUUCCCAAGCCACCCAGCCACUGGGUACCUGUUUCUUUUAAACCUUCAGAUAAAGAAAUGAUGACAUUUCAGCUUAAAACAUUACUUAAGGUCCAGGCUUGAGAUGUAAGUUUCACAUUUGUAAAGUUAUUUAAAUUGACAGGAUUUAAAAGUUGAGAAUUGUUAGUCCUCAUUUUAGAUGUGCAGAACCAAAUGUUCCUGCUGCAUACAGUUAGCCACUUGGACAAAAGGGGUUGAAGUUUACAUUCCCCUCAUGUUUUACCUCAAGUUGUGUGCUGUGUUCACUGUGAAAUAGGAAUUUUCUCUAUAGUCAAUCUAAUCAAAUCUGCACAGUCACCAUUUCUUGUAUUUAUUGUGAGAGUAAAUGGGACUGUCUCCCCCAGUUGGCAUUGUGACUACUUUUUGGUAUGACAGAAAACCAGCUUUUGCCUAACUUAAUUGCAGCAUUAAGUGGAAAAAAAAAUUGCACUGAAAGCUUUAGUCAGGUAAUUUGCUGCUUUUCAAACUUGCAUAGAACUUGCUAGGGAAAUAAAGCCUCUGCCAAGGCACCGGGGCAAACACAGACCGGGCUCUUGUUUGCACUGGUGAGCCUUGUUUGGCCUUCUGGAAUUAGCAAAGAAGUGUUUCAAGCCUGUGACUAAAACCGAGGGGGCUCUGGUGCGUGUUGGUGAAGAGCCAAGCAGAACACAUCAACAAGGAAUUGCUUCCCCCACUGAGCAGAAGAGGAAUCUGCACUGGAACCCCAGCAAAUGACCCUGCAGUGCCGCGUGACUGCCUGAAACCUAAACCCUGUUGUGUUCCCACUGCACCGAGGGGUUCCCAAACACCUGUUGGAUCAGUUUUACAUCUGAGAACGGUGGAGUAGUUACUUAGACCGGUCUUAAAUGUGUGACCCUGUAACAUAGCAGUUGCAGCAGCUCCUGGCAGCAUUGACAUGUGCCAUAGGGAAGACAGAGCCAUGUAAAUACAUGUAAAACUUUGUAGCAUAUGUAAAUUCCUGCUGGGCUUUCCUGCACAGAAUAUUUUUAGUACAAAACUGCUGAAUGUAAGAUGGCCACAGGGUGUACGUGGCCUGAGGUAAAAGAUAUUUUGUUUAAAAAAGAAAAAAAAAAGGGAAAAAAAAAAAGAAAAAUCCAAAACCUUUGUGGCUGUGCCCUCGCACUUGACAUGCAGUGAAAAUGCAUGAGCUCCUUUUUAAAGUAAAUCAGUGCAAAAAAGGCUUAUUUAGAUUUUUUU